GUUUGCUCUGUGCUGUUUCCUUUCUGGCCAUUCAAGAGCCCCAAACACAUCCCGGAGCCCUCCAGCCUCAGUCACUGAGCCGGGGACUGUGGGGAAGUCUCCCAGGAAUUGAACUGGCAUGCUGUAAGGAAAACCCUUUGGAAAUAUAAUGGGGAACUGGUUGAUGAGGGUCCAGUCCUAGGACCAUACUCAUGGGGCCCAUAUGGAUGACUGACGAGUCUGCUUCAGGAAGUAUGAUGAUACACAAGGGAGGACCCACCUUUCAGCUGUUGCCUGUCUAUUAAGUUUGUAAGGAAGAGGGUCCAUGACUGACUGGUGGCCGAAUUGGAACCAAAAGUAUUCCAAAGGUGCUGAGCUGUAACCAAACGUUUACACCAAAGUGUCAGUGGAGGAGCUCCAGGUCAUCCAGGAUUAAAGGUGUCACCAGAGACCUAGAAGCCAAGCCUGGGAAAGGAGCGUGUCUGAGAAGGGACGUGUUUAACCUAGACCAGCUGUGGACUUGGUCAACUCAUCCAUCAGCCCUGCAUCACCCAGCAGCGAACUCAGUGCUGGCUCAUUUGGAGUCUUCAACCCUUAGCCAAGAGCAACUAAGUCUCUCUGGAUGAAAAAUGCUGCUCGUGUUGCUGAUUGUGUUUCUGCUGCCCUCUGGCUCUCCUGGACUCCCUUUCUACAAUGGUUUCUACUAUGGAAAUGUCAUGAAUGACAGAAGCUACAGAAAUGGCAAUGGAGAAGGUUUUUUCAAUGGGGUGAAGUUGGUGGUGGAGACACCUGAAGAGCCCCUGUUUACCCACCGAGGUGCCAAUGUGACCCUGCCUUGCCGCUACCACUAUGAACCGGCACUGACUUCCUCUCGUCCUGUCCGGAUCAAGUGGUGGAAGCUGGGGGAGAAUGGGGCCCCCGAACGGGAUGUGCUGGUGGCCAUCGGGCUGAGGCAUCGAAGCUUUGGGGCGUUCCGAGGACGUGUUCAUCUUCUACAAGAGAAGGAGCAGGAUGUCUCCCUGGUGAUCCAUGACCUGCGCUUACAGGACUAUGGGCGCUACCGAUGUGAAGUCAUUGAUGGGCUGGAAGAUGAGAGUGGUGUGGUGGAACUGGAAUUGAGGGGUGUGGUGUUUCCCUACCAGCCACCCUAUGGUCGUUACAGGCUCAACUUCCAUGAGGCACAACUGGCCUGUGAGAAACAAGACGCUGUGGUGGCCUCCUUCGAGCAGCUCUUCAGAGCCUGGGAAGAGGGACUGGACUGGUGCAAUGCGGGCUGGUUGCUGGAUGGGACUGUGCAGUACCCCAUCACGCUGCCUCGGCAGCCAUGCGGGGGGCAUGGCUUAGCGCCCGGGAUCCGCAGCUACGGCGAGCGUCACAAGAGGCUGCACCGCUAUGACGUCUUCUGCUUUUCUUCCUCUGUGAAAGGACGAGUCUAUUAUUUAGAGCACCCAGAGAAGCUGACCCUGGCGGAGGCGGAGGAGGCCUGCCAGGAGGACGGGGCUCACAUCGCCAAGGUGGGGCAGCUCUUUGCGGCUUGGAAAUUCUACGGCCUGGACCGCUGCGAUGCAGGCUGGCUGGCCGAUGGCAGCGUCCGCUACCCUGUUACCCGUCCCAGGCCUAACUGCGGGUCUCUGGAGCCUGGAGUCCGAAGCUUCGGCUUCCCAGACAAGGAGAGCCGGAGAUACGGGGUUUAUUGUUACCGACAGAGCUGGCACUAAGGGGCAGGCCUCCCUUGGCCCCAGCCUUGCUCUCUCUCCCUUUUCCUCCCUCCUCAGGGCUGGUGUAUUUAUUGAAAGUCUCAUUUUCCCUGAAGGUUGAGGAGAUUUAGAUGAGUUUUUACAUUUUUCAACAAUUUGUUUAAACAAUAAUGCGUUUUUUAAAACUAAAAGAGGAAAUGUAAUUCUUCUAGGACAUGUCUUCUUACAUGUCUUUCUUAUCUCUGGGCUCCAUCUCUCAUUUAAGGCUCUCCGUAGGAGCAUGGAAUCUUAAAGAUAGAACCUCAAAGAUCAUCUUGUCCAAUCGUGUCAUUUUGUGGAUGACUGGAAACUGAAAACUUCCCUUAGAGAAGGGAUGUCACUUGUUUAAGGUCACACAGAAAGUUAGUGGCAGAGCUAGGAUUAGAACUCAGAUCUCUAGACUCCUAGUCCAGAGUUCUUUAAAAAUACUCUGGGUUCUUCCUCCUCCUUUGGUUGGUGGAGGUGGGGGCUAUGCCUUCUCUGGGAUGGAAGGGGAAAUUGAAGCAUCCAUAUCCAUUUUAUGUUGACGUCCAAUAAGCCAAGGGAUCCUGGAAUUUGGAGAGCUUUUGCUAACUGGGCCCCCUAUCUUUUACACUUUUCUCCUCUUCUCCCAUUUCAUUGGGGACCAUUCUUGCCCAGGUGAGUCCAAAUUCAGUCCCUCCAAGAAGGUGAUGCUCCAAAUAACAUCCCAACUUCCUUAUCCAUGCCUGGUCCAAGAAUUUUGGGAACUUAUUCUCAUUUUCUACUUCUUUUUUGGGGGGGGGACUGCCACUAGUUCCAUGUUUUCCAAGAACAAUAAAUGGUGCUAUGAUCCUUUAAACCAA
Molecule: messenger RNA, 2539 nt
Organism: Monodelphis domestica (gray short-tailed opossum)
Lineage: Eukaryota; Metazoa; Chordata; Mammalia; Didelphimorphia; Didelphidae
Gene: HAPLN3
Product: hyaluronan and proteoglycan link protein 3
Biological process (GO): central nervous system development; glial cell differentiation; skeletal system development
Cellular component (GO): synapse; perineuronal net
Molecular function (GO): hyaluronic acid binding
Source: RefSeq, a predicted model, not a curated record